Messenger RNA from Rotaria socialis, 267 nucleotides. Lineage: Eukaryota; Metazoa; Rotifera; Eurotatoria; Philodinida; Philodinidae. The record is from the annotation of a GenBank genome assembly.
AUGCUUGCAAGUGGUGUCAAUGUAGGUGAUAACGAUUAUAGUAAAGAAAUUGCAGAUUUGAGACAGAGACACAAAGAUUGCCAAUAUCAACUUAAAAUGAUUGCUAAUCAAGCUAUACAAAACAAGAAGAAAGAUGCUAAAGCACAUCAAUUGGAAGUAGAUUAUCGAUUGAAACAAAUAGCUGCAAUCGAGGCAGAAAUGCAGUAUCUCGAGUAUAUGAAGGAACAAGUUCAUCGUUUACGUCUCGACCAACAACAACGUAAAUAA